AUGCAAUUUGUGUUCAUCAAUCAUUUGAUCAGUUUGAUGCUGAUAUUUGUUAUGGUGCAUCGUGUCUUGAGCGAGGGAUGUAACAACGCCAGCUGGUGGAGAAGCUUGGAUACGCCCUCGAGAUGGUCGGUGUGUCCAAGAAAUAACACCUACCUAAGGGGAUUCUGGAGGAGUCCACACAAAACCGGAGAUGAAAGAGUUGGACGCCUUGAAGAAGGAAGAUGCUGUGAUGCUGCGGAGCCGCGUUACGCCGGUCAGCCUUCAAGAUGUGUAAAUGCAAACUGGUCACGCACGUUGAAUGGGUGAGCCAAGCUCUUCAUGAAAAAAAUUGCAAAGAUGGUGGCGUAAAACUACUAUGCGGACGUUGUGUCUAGUUUCAACUUUAAAAGGAUUGAUUACAAGUUGAAAACAACCAAUUGCUCACCUGGAACAAACUUCGGACAAACUGAUACUUUGGAAACUCAGAGACAAAUAUCAUAAAAUAAGAUUUUGAUACACAUUCCUUAAAAAGAAAAAGGAGAACCCUGUAAAGAUAAAAACUUGCCCAAAACGCCAAUUUCUAAUAGCCAAAUGGGGACAAAAACUAAUGUUUCUUCGCGAAUUUCGCCAAAAGUAAUAAACCCAAAAAAUUAAAAACCCAAACAGUUUCAGGCUCAAUUAAUUUUUGUUUUCUUUCUUUUUUUCAGAUUUAAUGUCUGGGCUUUGUGUCCAAAAGGCUUUUACAUGAAUGGCAUCAGAACAGGAUCUGCUCACCUCUUGCAAUCAUUUUUGAACAACAUCGAAGAGGCAAGAUGUUGCCAUCCAACGGAUCAUCCCAGCCGUUAUGAAGACUGUUACGAUGAAGAUGUUGCUAUUUCAUUCAACACCGAAGGUUGGAGUGAAUGCCAGAAGAAUGGUUAUUACAUGACCGGUUUCUACAAGAGUAACUGCCAUGAACUUAACUGUAUUGACAAGUUCAGAUGCUGUAAAUAUCUCUUGAGAACUUCAGAUGCUGAAAACGGUAAUUAUAUUGUUUCCACCUAUUUCUUUAUACAAAAAGAGACCAAAAGAAAGACUUUCUUGGAGAAUCUUUAA
Molecule: messenger RNA, 1074 nt
Organism: Pocillopora meandrina
Lineage: Eukaryota; Metazoa; Cnidaria; Anthozoa; Scleractinia; Pocilloporidae
Source: the annotation of a GenBank genome assembly